Molecule: messenger RNA, 1527 nt
Organism: Hypanus sabinus (Atlantic stingray)
Lineage: Eukaryota; Metazoa; Chordata; Chondrichthyes; Myliobatiformes; Dasyatidae
Product: NACHT, LRR and PYD domains-containing protein 3-like
Exons: 3
Coding region: 102-1520 (472 amino acids)
Cellular component (GO): cytoplasm
Source: RefSeq, a predicted model, not a curated record
AGUGGAGAGGAACAUCGGGUUGUGAUCCCUCCCAUCGAUCAAAUACCGCUCAAGGUUUAAUCAAGGUUCUCAGUGAGCUGAAAGAUGUUCAACAGAAACACAUGGAGACUCUGCGGGCACAAACUGAAACACUGAGAGUGAACACGAUCCUGAUGAGGGAGAAGGUGAAGGUUUUCCACCUGGUUGAUCGAUACGCUGAGCUCAUCGUCAUUUCUGCUGUUCGAGAUCGGAGACUGGUUGAACAUGAGCUGCUGGCAAGACGCAGAGACCACGAGCUUUGGAGAGAGAAACAUCUCCACGGAGAGAUGGAAAAAAUCCAGACUGAUCAGUUAUUCCAGAGCAGCUUUUCCCGAAGUAAAUCCAAAUCUGGGAGAUCAACAGCAGUGGCCGGAGUCGCGGGGAUUGGGAAAACAACAAUGGUACAAAAGAUUGUUUAUGACUGGGCCACGGGGAAAAUAUUCCAACAAUUCCGGUUUGUCUUUAGUUUCAAAUUCCGGGAGUUAAACUCCAUUAACUGCAGAACAAACCUGAGGGAACUGAUUCUGGAUCAGUAUCCUUACUUUGGGAAUUUCCUGAGAGAUGUCUGGAAGAACCCACAGGGAUUGUUGUUCAUAUUCGAUGGUUUGGAUGAAUUCAAACACAGAAUCUAUUUUGCAGACAAAUGGAGAGAUACAGAACCUAAGCACCAGUGUCCAGAUCCUGAGUGCUGGUGUGAAGUGUCGGACAUUGUGUACAGUUUAAUCCAGGGCAAGCUGCUCCCAGGGUGUUCGGUGCUGGUGACCACACGCCCCUCUGCGUUACAUUUAUUAGAAAAGGCAGAGAUCAGGGUCUGGGCAGAAAUCCUGGGAUUUGCUGGUGAGCAAUGGAAGGAAUAUUUCAUGAAGCAUUUUGAUGAUCAGACGGUGGCGGCAGCUGUUUUCAAACACGUGAAGGAGAACGAGAUCCUGUAUACCAUGAGCUACAACCCCUCCUACUGCUGGAUCCUCGCACUUGCACUCGGCCCUUUCUUCACACAAAGAGACAGGGACCCACAGCAAAUUCCCAAGACCAUCACCCAACUGUAUUCCUACUAUAUUUACAGCAUCCUGAAAAACCACAGCCGUGAGAUUGAGAACCCCCGUGAUUUGUUACUCAGGGUUGGUCAGAUGGCCUUCAGAGGAGUGUCCGAUAAGAGAACUGUGUUUACAGAUGGAGAUUUGAACAACUACAAUCUGCAGCCAUUCCAGUUUCUGUCUGGGUUCCUGAUGGAGCUUUUGGGGAGAGAGGAUUCUGCCCAGUGCGUGGUGUACACAUUCCCACACCUCACCAUCCAAGAGUUUGCAGCUGCAGUCGCACAAUUCCUGACUAUACAUCCCGAGGAUAUCCUGAAAUUCCUCACUGAAGCCCACAAUACGACAGAUGGGCGAUUUGAGGUAUUUCUCCGUUUUGUUGCUGGUCUCUCCUCCCCAAUGACAGCUCGGGGUCUGGAGGAGUUUCUGGGUCCAUUUCCUCAUGAAACAACCUGCCGGGUGAUGGACUAGGUGAAGG